AUGUUUUAUGGUGCCCUUGGCUAUAUGGGCUUCCUGGCCACCAUCUGCUUCACAGUGGCUUUCCUGGCCAGGAAUCUCCCUGGGGCUUUCAAUGAAGCUAAGCUGAUCACCUUAGCCAGCACCACUGUGAUUGUUUUGGCUAAGACAGAAGAAAUGGCAGCAGAGAAGAUGAUGCUGAAAGCCGAUUCCCAUAUCUUACCCAACAUCACCCUGGGUUACAAUAUCUAUGAAAAUUAUUUCAGUCCAGGGAAGACUUCAGAUGCUUUGCUGGACCUGCUUUCAGAUGGGGAGGCCAAUAUCCCCAACUACAGUUGUGGGAAACAGAGAAACACAGUGGCUGUUCUUGAAGGGGCUGAAACUGGCUUCUCCAUCCAGAUAUCAUCUAUGUUAGAGACCUACAAAAUCCCACAGGAUGCCUUUUCUGUGAAAGUCUGGAGACGGUGCAGAGAAAGAGAAGAACUUGAGGUUCUGCCACAAUAUGUGGUGGAUCGGAUCCUGUGCUUAGACAAUCAUUUUAUUUACAACACCAUCUGGGCUGUGGCACGGGCCUUAUAUGCAGCCUAUUUGUUCAGAUCCAAGAGGAAAAAUAUAGAAGGUGGUAAGAGCUUAGAAGCACCAAGACUGAAGGCUUGGCAGCCCCUGCCUCCUUCCAGGUGUGUGGAAAGCUGCCAUCCUGGAUUCAUGAAGGUGGCUCAGGAAGGGAAGCCCAUCUGCUGCUACGACUGUCUUCCCUGUGCAGAAGGAACCAUCUCCACCACCGAAGAUGCAGAAAAAUGCAGCAAAUGUUCAGAAGAUCAACAUCCAAAUGACAAUCGAGAUCACUGUAUCCCCAAAAUAAAGACUUUCCUAUCCUAUCAAGAAAAAAUGGGGAUCAUCUUGACUUCCAUUGUUUUGUUCCUCUCUUUCAUCACAUGCUUUGUCUUGGGAACUUUCAUUAAAUUCCAAGAAACUCCCAUAGUCAAAGCCAACAAUCGGAACCUCUCUUAUACCCUUCUAGUUUGUCUCCUGCUUUCCUUCUUCACCUGCUUCUUGUUCAUUGGCCAGCCAAGGAAAUCUACUUGCCUGCUUCGACAAACGGCUUUUAGCAUCAUCUUCUCUGCUGCCAUUUCUUCUGUCUUAGCCAAAACAAUCACAGUGGUGCUGGCUUUCCUGGCUACAAAACCAGGGAAUCAAGUGCAGAGAUGGCUGGGAAAAACUUUGAUUAACUACAUCAUCCUUUCUUGCUCUGGUCUCCAAGUUGCAUUCUGCAGCAUCUGGUUGGGUGCUUUCCCCCCUUUCCCUGAGUCUGACAUGCACUCACAAUCUGGAGAAAUCAUUCUACAGUGCAAUGAAGGUUCUGUCACCAUGUUCUAUGGUGCCCUUGGCUAUAUGGGCUUCCUAGCUGCCAUCUGCUUCACAGUGGCUUUCCUGGCUAAAAAUCUCCCUGGAGCCUUCAAUGAAGCCAAGCUGAUCACCUUCAGCAUGCUGGUCUUCUGUAGUGUUUGGGUGUCCUUUGUGCCCACUUACCUGAGCACCAAAGGGAAGUACAUGGUGGCCGUGCAGGUCUUCUCCAUCUUGGCCUCCAAUGCAGGACUUCUGGGCUGUAUCUUCAUGCCCAAGUGUUUCAUUAUUUUCCUAAGACCAGAUCUGAAUACAAAACAACAUGUGAUGUCAAAAUAA
Protobothrops mucrosquamatus (brown spotted pit viper) is the source of this 1659-nucleotide messenger RNA. Its product is annotated as vomeronasal type-2 receptor 26-like. Gene Ontology annotation, molecular function: G protein-coupled receptor activity. Gene Ontology annotation, cellular component: membrane. NCBI's taxonomy places the organism in Eukaryota, Metazoa, Chordata, Lepidosauria, Squamata, Viperidae. The record is from RefSeq and is a predicted model, not a curated record. The transcript is spliced from 5 exons. The coding region runs from base 1 to 1659 and encodes 552 amino acids. Gene Ontology annotation, biological process: G protein-coupled receptor signaling pathway.